Molecule: messenger RNA, 4425 nt
Organism: Seminavis robusta
Lineage: Eukaryota; Bacillariophyta; Bacillariophyceae; Naviculales; Naviculaceae
Source: the annotation of a GenBank genome assembly
AUGUCGGCUGCGGCUGCGGCUCAGGCUCAGGCUCAGGCUCAGGCCCAGGAAGGAGGAGACGGGAAAGAUCGAGGUCCGAAUCUUACAACGGGCAAGAAUGACCGUUGGCAACCAACAAGAAUACGAGGACGACCACGACAACGACUCUUCCGCUGUUGGAUCAAGGCCAGCUUAACGCUGAUCAUGACGACGACUACCGCCUCUCUGCUCAUUAACUUCAUAAUUCAAAGCGCACCGUCGGCGUAUGCUCACACCUUGGACGGCGACAACGAGUACGAGGAACCAGAUCUCGAGCGAGAAAGCAGAAGUGCGCUUCAACAAGAACAGCAUUCAAUACACUGUCUAUCCGCUCACUCGAGACACGCACACGCAUCGCGACAAUCAUUAUCAGUGCCUCUCUUAGGCCCAAUACUUCAAGAAUGCCAUCCCAUUGUCGCCGAGAUGGACGAACCAACCGGAUCGGUCUGCGCCGAACUCGUGCCAGAUUCACUGGACCAGCCAGCGCUGCGUUUGACCUUUCUAUCGCUUCAGUCUUCAGUGGCUCGCACGUGGACGUUUGUGGAGCAUCAUGUUUGGGUCGGAAACUCCAUGCUGGAUGUACCUCGGAUACAAACUACAGGACACAUCAACACAAACCAGUUUGACACGUCAUGGAGUAACCAUACACAGGGAUCCAAACAAUGGGAGACACAAAUACCAAUAGACUGCCAAAACAAGAAGGAACAUACCUUCUUUGUUGUCACGCAGUCGUUGGCAGCGUCCGAAUCAUUGCACCCGCAAACCCCCGCAGAAGAAACCAGUCAUAAUCAGGCUACCGGUAUUCAAGAGGAACUAGCAUGCUUUGCCAUGGAAUAUGACGGACAAGGAGCUGGAGGAUGGUAUGGUUGGAUGGAAAUAUCAGUUGAUUGUCGGUGCGUCGUGCCGCCGACGAUCGCAGAACAAAACGACCAACUACCAACAGCACCAGAACAGAACUACAGCAACAGCAGCAGCAACGGCAACAGCAACACCUCCUCGUCGUCUUCAUCUCCGAACAGUCGCAAAAACACACCGGCAAAGCUUCCAAAGGACUUUUACCCUUAUGGCAAGGCAUGCCAAGGCCCCGACAUGUUUCGACUACUUGAUAGCCCGCUAGGCGGUCAUCACUGCUGGGAUAUUCUAGACACUACCUUGCAAUCACCCAUCAGUCGCGUUUGCGUCGACAUCACCAGCCAGGACAUGGAAGAGACCGAGCUGGCAUUCACCUUUAGCCCUUUGGACCACAUGGAACUCGUCCAAACCAGUGUUUGGGCAGGCUUUCAUGCCGGUGACUCCAUCCACUCCGUACCACGACGGCCAGAGGAUAGCCGACAAGUUCAGCUGGAAGCGUUUGAUCAAUACUUUGCGGAUCCAAAUGGCUUGCCAGAUAUUGUCUUUGAGUUCCAUUUGCCAACAGACCUCUGUUCUAGCGAACAUCCCAAGUUCAAAGACAUGAACAUGUCACCCGAAGACGGAAUCGUCUCCAUUCCGAUCGUUGCGCAUGCCAGGGCCGACAUGGUAUCGUCGACAACAUUGGCCAGACACUCCCUCGGGGGCUACGCGUACGAGUACAGAUACGUCAGUGACGAUGUAGAGUUUGGUUGGAUGGAGCUCAACCUUCAGUGCGGAUGUUCACGUCCUCACGAGAGCAAAGUUAUGCGGCGAGGCAACCUCCCUCCCUCCUCUAUUGACAAACAAGUCGCCGAGGAUGAGGAUGAGGUGGAUGAAUCUUACCCGCCUCCACCUCCGCCGCCACAAAAGAUUUGUCGAACGGCCAUGGCUUUUGCGUCGGCCAAGCCAGACUUGGCACGACCGCUGGAGAAUUUUGGAUACGAUCUUUGGGGUUACACCAAUGGGCCAUUUGCGUCGUCUUACUCCUUUAUUGUCCUGGAUCUUUUGGCGACAGUAGACGGCGAAAUUGCUGUAGAAGAAGGUGAACCACAACAAGUCGGCACCGUCAAGGUAUUUUUUGAUGGAGAGGAUGCCGACGUGACCUUCACGCUUGACGACUCCUUUCCUCUGCAGAGUACACUGCUGUACGUGGGGAAGGAUCCUCUUCCAGUGCACAAUCGCAACGCAGACAAGAGCCAAGUGUCCUCGGCGUCGGCCUUCUUGGACUUUCCCUACCAACACGGUGAAGACAAGUUUGUGGAUGCCCCCUACACCGACAGCUACACGGUGGAAGGCUUUGACUAUGGAGAUACCAUCUAUGUCAUGGCGCUGGCCAAGGAUUGCACUGAUGUUUUUGCAUCAGACGAUCGCGACAGUGGGAACUACACUGCAAGCUUCCUUCCUGGUCAGGCCUGCCUUCGUGCUGAGUCUGAAUGCUUCCCAUUAACAGCACACGAUACUGCUGAUACCGUUGUGGGACAAGCAUGCUUCAGUUUGGACAAGGCUCAAGAGCAUCUGAAUGUAAGGUACUCACUCGACGAUGGCUGGGCGUUGGCCGAGGCCCAGGUUUGGGUUGGCUCGGCCUUGCAGAGCAUGCCAAUGAGACGAGACAAGUCACCCGAUCUCAGAAGCUUUGAGUAUCAAAGGAUGUGGUACAAGAAGACCCAAACAUGGUUCACACAGGUUCCCUUGGAGCGCAAGGAACGAUGUGCCGGCUCUAAACAUGGAGACUUUGACUUGGUUGUGGUGGCCCAUGCACUCGUGGGCUCACCAUGCGGCCCAGAUGACAAGUGUGGCAAUUCCCCUGUGAAACAAGGAUCCGAACAGCAUGUCUACGCGGAGGAGACCCUGCUGCAGAAGAAGGAUAAAUGGUUCUACUACGUUGACAUGCGCCUUGACUGCAAGUGCGACGAGGACGAAGCUAUUGGAUUCGAAACCCUCGACGAUCCUACUUCUGCACCAACUGCAGCCCCCACAUCAAGCCCAACGCUUCGGCCUACUGUCAGUGCCGCUCCGAGUGACUCUCCUUCGGACGUCUCAAUGACACCAAAGACAAGCCCUAGUCCUACUCAGGCCCCUACUAUUUUGGUAGAUAUGAAGAACACUUGUAUGUACACGGAAGAUGGUAGCGGAGAGUACUGCCUGGCGUUGCAUGCCCCGCAUGCUUGGGAAACCACUGCCGGUAGCGUGUGCUUGACCCUGGUAGAAGGUGAACUCGUUGUCAUGUACGAUGUUGUCGGUUACUGGUCGUUGGCCGAAGCAAGCAUCUGGGUUGGUAGCGACCUCUUUGACGUUCCGGUGAACAACGAUCAGGAACCGGACACAGAAUCCUUCCCCUUCCGACGUCGCUGGCCCCAAGGUUCCGAUACGUUCACCGAUGUGAUUCCCUUGGAUGAAAUGACACAAGCCAAAUGCCAAUCUCAAGGGGCCUACAACCUUUAUGUCGUCGCACACGGACUUGUGGCGGAACCGGCUGUAUCUCCCACGCCGAAACAACCAUUUGUGCCCUACUCCGAGGAAGAUGCAUUUGCCAAAGCCUAUCCGUUCUCUGACUCUGCCAAUGCUUACUAUGUUCUUGCGAGUGUCAUCUGUGACUGUGCAGCAUACAAGGUCAAGGACGACGGUGACGGCGACGGCGAGAAGAGGCGAUCCCUCGAAGAGUUGAAAGACAUAAUCCAUGCUCCAACCACGUUUGAAGUAUCCCCGAUGCACAGCGCUCCAGGCUACGUGAACACCCCCUCCAAGAGCCCUGCCAUGGUGGUAGAUGAUGCACUACCAGCGGGUGGUGAAAUGGAAACGAAUAAGCCAAAUCUCACUUCCAGGGAUAAUACUACACCGCCCCAAAAGGAUUCGCCACUUGAGACUCAACUCCUUCCUGCUUCUACUUCCAUCUCUCCCUCUGUAAUUGAGCAAGAAGACGAGAAUCCAAUGCUCCAGUGCCGGGAUGCAUGGGCGUUGGAUGAAACUCUGGACGCGGUCUGCUUUCCACGCAUCCAUCGGAACUAUACCUAUGGCUGGAGCAAUGGGCCACUGCGCCUGACCGGGGGGAUCCUCAUUCUAGAUUUGUACCUCGAUACGCUGGGCGAUUGCAGUCGACGCGGCGAAAAUGUGGGAACCGUAUGGGUCUCGUGGGACAACGAGACUAGUGAGAUUUCAGUCGACUUCAAGGUUGACAACGACAGCUACUACGCGACGCAGACUCAUCUUUACAUGGGACCCGACCCCUUGUAUUGGGAGAAGGAUGUUUCAGCCGAGCCAGUUUUGGAUCCCAAGAAAUUCCCUCUCCAGCAUGGCAACUUGACAUCAAGCUUAGAAGAUACACAUAUCAUCCGCGUCGCGUCGAUUCAAGAUAGAGCCUCAGCACAGCAGCCCUCUCUGGAAGAUAUGAAAUUCCUGAGUGCUCAUGUGACUGUCUGUACUACGGAGGUCGAGGACGCGGGGACAUCUCAAGAGGAAGGGAGCCCCACGCCACUAGAAACCACUGUAAGCAGCAGCGUAGAGACAGCCUCUGCCUAA